CCCGCGAAACUUCAGAUCUGUUUCAGCGCGCGCGUUGCUACCUUUAAACCUAUACAUUUUAUUAUAUUACAUACAUAUUAUUAUCCACAAUAUACCCGCGUUGAACGAUCCUGCCGAUUUAAUUUUAAGGAACUGCAAUGUAAGGGUAGAAAAAAUAGAUUGGUUAAAGAAAUAUCAAGUCGAGUGGAAGCAGCGGUCGAUUCCACCCGAAAAUUGAAGUGAAAAUAUCGGACUCGUAUCUCGGACGAAAAUGUUGGAAAGAAAUUGUCACUGCGUCGCGAUCGUAACUUUCGCCGUGUGCUUCGCAUCUAGAAUUCUACUCGCGAUGACGAUGAUUUCAGUCCUUCAAACACCGAUGCAAACUUACAACGUCGGUGUCCUGAUGGCUUCGCAUCUCGACAGUCCUUUCGACCUGGAACGCUGCGGUCCUGCGGUUGAUUUGGCGCUCGCUGAGGUCAACGAAUUUCUGACUGGCCACAACGUUCAGCUGCAAAAGGUCCAGGGCAGUUAUCCGUCGUGCAGCGGGGCUCGAGCGCCCGGUUUGGCCGCCGACAUGCAUUUUCGAGACAACGUGAUUGCUUUCAUCGGUCCCGCCUGCGCUUUUGCCCUGGAGCCAGUAGCCAGGCUUGCUGCUUAUUGGAACAGCCCGAUAAUCACUGGUAUGGGAGAUCAGCCACCUUCGGAGGGAGAGUUAUCAGUCACUUCUGGAAUUCUUGGUCGACUUCACAAGUGGAGAAACGAGACAUCUGGAAUAUUCAAGGACAAAAGCAAAUAUCCAACACUGACUAGAAUGUCGUACUGUCAGUGCCGUCUUCGGCUGGUAUUUUCGAGUAUUUUCAAAGAGUUUGGCUGGUCUCACGUGGCGCUAAUUCUAGACAGAUCGGACUUGUUCUCCCUGACAGUUGGUAAAAAUUUGGAAUACGGUUUGCGGAAGGAGGGCCUACUCAAGUUCGUCAGGGAACUUGACGGCAACUCGGACGAAGAACCCUACCACUUGUACUUGAGAGAUGCUAGCAUGUAUGCGAGAGUCGUAAUUCUAACCGUUCGGGGAACUUUGGUCAGAAGAUUCAUGCUAGCGGCACAUAAUCUUGGAAUGACUAGAGGCGACUGGGUUUUCCUCGAUGUCGAAAUAUUCCAGGGCUCGUACUGGGGUGAUCACGACUGGGAAGUCGGCGACAAGGAUGAUUCUGUCGCCAGGACGGCUUACGAAGCACUCCUGAGGGUCUCGCUCCUCCAGCCAACGAGUCCCAGGUUUCAGGACUUCGCCGACAACGUCAGACACCGAGCUCAGACCGACUACAACUACACUUUUUCCGAGGGUGAAGAGGUCAACUUCUUCAUCGGGGCCUUCUAUGACGGCGUUUACCUCCUCGGAAUGGCUCUGAACGAGACUCUGGCCGAGGGUGGCGACAUCCGAGAUGGUAUCGCGAUCACCAGACGCAUGUGGGAUCGCGAUUUUCUCGGAAUCACUGGGCACGUAAGGAUCGACGACAACGGAGACAGGGACGCCGACUACAGUAUCCUGGAUUUGGACCCCAUUAACGGAAGGUUUGAAGUGGUCGCUCAUUACUUGGGUCUGAAUCGAGAGUACAGCCCGGUGUCAGGAAAGAGGAUCCACUGGCCAGGAGGCAGAGAGGGACCUCCAGCCGAUAUCCCGGAAUGUGGUUUCCUGGGUAAUGAUCCAAUAUGCUCGAGCAGAACGGAAGCAUACACUUUCGUCGCCUACUCGAGUCUCGCCUUGACCAUAUUCCUGGUGGUCAUAGCGUCGGCAUCCUGUGUUCUCUACAGACACCUACGGUUGUCAGCCGACUUGCACAACAUGUCGUGGCGCAUCAGACCCGAAGAGCUUCUUCUCGAGGUUGGAAAACCUUUUUCCUCGAAGAUGAACCUUCAUCAGGCAAUGUCCGACAUUAACAAUUACGGGCUUGAAAAAAUGCGGCGUGGCUCCGCCAUGAGCUGUGGAUCUCUGCCCCCAUCGACGGUCUUCACCACGGUUGGUAUUUACAAAGGUGAACGUGUCGCCAUCAAGAAAAUUACCAAGAAGAAGGUGGUCGACGUCACGAAUAAGGUUCUGUGGGAAAUUAAACAGGUCAGAGAUGUCACUUCGGAAAAUACGGUUAGGUUCAUUGGCGCCUGCCUCUGUUCUCCUUCGCCGACAGUCUUGAUCCUGACCGAGUAUUGUCCGAGAGGUUCGCUGAAGGACGUUUUGGAAAAUGAGGCGAUUCAAUUGGACUGGAAUUUCCGAAUGUCACUGAUCCACGACAUCGUCAAGGGGAUGGCUUAUCUUCACGCGAGCGAGGUAUCUGCCCACGGAAAGCUCCGAUCGUGCAAUUGCCUAAUAGACGGUCGAUUCGUUCUCAAGAUUUCCGACUUUGGCCUCAAGACGCUAACCACCCCUUGGGAUCUCGUCAUGGAUGAUAAUUACUACACGAAACUGCUCUGGAUCGCCCCAGAGCUUGUUCCCCUAACGGUGACCCCUGGCAGUGCGGCGACCCAGAAAGGUGAUGUUUAUAGCUUCGCCGUAAUUCUCGAGGAAAUCGUCGUCCGCGGAGGACCUUACGAGGUGGCGAGGACAUAUAUGACACCACAGGAGAUCGUGAACAGAGUAUCCACUCCGGAAGAUCCACCGUUUCGACCGGAAGUAACGCCCCGGGAUUGCCCCGCUGAUAUUCUACUUUUGAUGGAAAAAUGCUGGACCGAAAUACCGGAGGAACGUCCAACGUUUCACACGAUUCGGGGAACGAUUAGAGGAAUUAUGAAAGGCUACUGCGAAAAUUUAAUGGACGAUUUGUUGAGACGCAUGGAGCAGUACGCGAACAAUCUCGAGGCUUUAGUCGAAGAGAAGACGGAACAACUCAGUCUGGAAAAACGGCGAAGCGAGGAACUGUUGUAUCAAGUUCUUCCAAGACAAGUGGCCGGACAGCUGAUGACAGGAGAAUUGGUUCAGCCAGAACAGUUCGAGUGUGUUACGAUAUACUUCAGUGACAUAGUCGGGUUCACGGCACUCUGCGUUCAGAGCACGCCCAUGGAAGUGGUCGACUUCCUUAACGAUCUCUAUAGUACUUUUGACCGUAUAAUCGGUUUCUACGACGUUUACAAGGUCGAGACAAUUGGGGACGCUUACAUGGUCGUGUCGGGACUUCCUGAGCGGAACGGAGACGAGCAUGCGAGGGAGAUCGGGCUGAUGGCACUGGCGAUUCUGGACGCGGUAAAGUCCUUCGCGAUUCUUCACAAGCCCGAAGAGCAGCUGAGUGUGAGGAUCGGAGCACACAGUGGUCCAGUUUGCGCUGGUGUAGUUGGUCAGAAGAUGCCGCACUACUGCCUCUUCGGUGACACGGUGAACACAGCUUCGAGGAUGGAGUCUUCAGGACUGCCUCUGCGAAUCCACGUCUCCGAGGCGACGAAGAAGAUCUUGGACAAGUACGGAACAUUCGACCUUGAGCUUCGCGGCGAGGUCGAGCUCAAGGGCAAGGGCCGCGUAACUUCCUACUGGUUGCAGGGGUGUUCCGAACCCGAUCCUAGGCCACCAACACCGAAGCAUCGUCGGUACAGCAGCAGUCCGUUGGAGAACAACACUGCUCUAAAUCCAUUGAUAUUCCCACCGAACAAUAACGUCGGACCAAGGACGAACAACAACACCUUCAUCAAUUUAUCCGAGCUGUAAGGAGGGACUUAAGGACGACGAUCCUGAACGAUGAUUGGCCUGAAACUAAAAAUAGUUGAGGAGUUUGAGACUAGGUCGAAUUGGUCUGGGCAUUGAUAUUAUGUGUUAUGGGCGUACUUUGGUCACAAAUUUGGUUCUCCUAGUUGCUGUUAUCGCGAAAUUAUCACGGAGAAAAAAUUAUCGAUUGUUAGAAUAGUGAUAAUUCGGACGAAAGUUGUUGAAUCAGUCUAAUUAAUAUCCCGCGUGAUUAACGGUGUUCUGGAUCCCAUUUGAGUGUAAGCUCCAGCAAAGAGCUCCGGCAUUGUAUCUGUCGUUACCAAAUUUGUCAAAUAUUUAUAUAACGAUACUUGGUAAUUAACUGUCGUCGUUGUAAAGCCAAUAAUUGUUUAUUGCCAGAUAAUCUUCUCGUGUCUUGAAAAGAUCUGUAGAAGAAAGAUUUUGUUUCGAUGAUAACUAAGACAAGGGAAGAAAGGAAUUGCUUAUCGCGAAAAUUAUUCACGAUGACUAGGUGGAUAUACAUAUAGGCCAUUCCACGUCAAAUUAGCAGCCUUUGUACCUCUGCGAUUUUAAUCAUUUUUUAAUACGAUUUUUAUACCGACCCAAUAAGGUAUCGGAAUUUUUUUUAAAUUUUUUUAGCCACCAGUGAAAUUUGAAAAAAAUUGAAAAACAAAUUCCAAAAACGCGAUGGGUUAAAAUUUGAGAAAAUUCACACAGAUUUUAUGAUUUGAAAUGUGAUUCUCAAGCACCAUACGAUAAUGGGAUCUCAUUAUUUACUAUUUUUUUCGUAAAUUUUUAGUUUUUCCAUGUCGGAAUUGGAUUUUUUUUUGUUUUUUAUUUCUAUUUCCUGAUUGAAAUAGGUCACGGAAUCUUGAAAAUAAUGUGAUUCUGCAGUCUAAUUAUAUCGAGGCAAAUACAAAAUAAAAAAAACAAAAACAAUUCCGAUAUGGAAAAAUUAAAAACUUGUGGAAAAAUAGUAGAUAUUGAGAUCUCAUUAUCGUGUGUUGCUCAAAAAUCACAUUUUGAAUCACGGAAUCAAUGUGAAUAUCUUAAUACUUAAAAAAAAAAACUUUCGUAAUUGGUUGGUUUUUGGUUUUUUAUAAUUUUUACCAGAGGCUGAAGAAAACCUGGAUAAAUUCUAGCGACCUUUUUGGGAUGGCAAGAACGUCAAACUAAAAAAUGAUGAGAAUCGAAGGGGGUUGAGGUAUAUGAGCUGCUAAUUUGACGUGUAAUGCCCCAUGUCUAUUACAUGACACAAACUGAAUUACCGCUAGGCACCGAAAAAUGCAAGUAGGGCGAAUUCUUACGAGUGUGUGAUUAUGUCCGAAAGGAAAUGUAUUUUUUAAUAACGUUGUGCAUGACUAAUGAAAAUGUUGACAGAUGAUAGAUGAAUAAGGAUACCGAGGCAUAUCGCGUCAUUAUAUCUAUGUCAUGAUGUGAAAAAUGUAUCGGCUGUUAUCAAUAAUAUUUGUUAAUUAAA
Molecule: messenger RNA, 5141 nt
Organism: Neodiprion virginianus
Lineage: Eukaryota; Metazoa; Arthropoda; Insecta; Hymenoptera; Diprionidae
Product: atrial natriuretic peptide receptor 1
Exons: 19
Coding region: 251-3664 (1137 amino acids)
Biological process (GO): intracellular signal transduction; cGMP biosynthetic process; protein phosphorylation
Cellular component (GO): membrane
Molecular function (GO): protein kinase activity; peptide receptor activity; guanylate cyclase activity
Source: RefSeq, a predicted model, not a curated record